This is a messenger RNA of Vidua macroura (Pin-tailed whydah), 2355 nucleotides long. It is a transcript of the gene RBM48, whose product is annotated as RNA binding motif protein 48. Gene Ontology annotation, cellular component: nucleoplasm. Bases 1365 to 2258 code for a protein of 297 amino acids. Gene Ontology annotation, molecular function: nucleic acid binding. NCBI's taxonomy places the organism in Eukaryota, Metazoa, Chordata, Aves, Passeriformes, Viduidae. The record is from RefSeq and is a predicted model, not a curated record. The transcript is spliced from 5 exons.
GGCUGGGGGGCGGCCGGGCCUGCGCUGGAGUCCCGCGGCUCCCCGGAAGGGAGAGAGGGAGGCCCUGGGCCUCGCCUGCUGCGCGGCCGGAGCUUCUCGUUACCGCAGCAGAACUGGGAGUUUUGGGUCUCUCUGUGUGCGCUCAGUGUACAGCGAGCUGUAGCGGCACCUUAAAGGGUUGGCGUGAGAAAGGAAGCGCUAAGGUUGGAGAAGACCUUUAAGAUCAUGAAGUCCAACCCCCAUCUGUUUCCAGCCUCUUGUCAGGAGUUGUAGAGAGCGAUGAGGACCCCCCGAACCAUCUUUUUUCCAACCUGAGCCCCCCCCCCAGCUCGCUGAGCUGCUCCUCAUCAGACCUGUGACGCUUCACCAGCUCCGCUGCCCUUCUCUGGCCCGCUCCACCUCAGUGUCGUGGAGAGAGAGGCCCUGAGCUGAACCCAGGAUUCGAGGUGUGGUCUCACCAGUGCUGGAAUAAUGGCUACUGCGUGCCCACACACAUAAGGGACAUCUCUUUCACUAUUGCCACCUUCUUGUAAAAUUUCAAACCCUCCAUAAUUCAUGAAGUCUCAAAGCUAUAAAACUAUUAAGUUCUUUUAUUCCAAGUGUACACAGUGGGGCAGAGGACAGAGAGCCUUGUGCAUCCACAGAGCUCUGGCCAGCACAGGCAUCCAGCAGAUGGAUGGGCACUGCAGGAGAAACAGUAUGGAUGUCCCAAGUGUGGAAAAAACCUUAUUGGAAUCUUUUAUUCCUGGACAAGAAAGAGGUAGAAGGAUGAACCUUCCCAAAAAAACCAGUCACAUAGUGAAAGCAUCAGGUUCCUUCAAUCCCUUGUUCCCAAAAUAAUGUAGGUGGGAGUGUGCUGCUGCUACAAGAAAACUUCUGUGACCUGCCUGCCGAGACUUUUAUAGCGGAAGUUUCAGAGUUGAUUUCCCAAGCAGUUCCCACUUUGUCCAGAAUAUGUUUUUUUUUUAAAGAAAUAUGUAUAACUUAUGCAGUCUAAACAUUUGUGGUUUGGAUUUUUGUUUUUUUUUUAACAAACCCAGAAUAAAUUUCCUUUGAUCUCAGGGAUGAGCUACCUAGCUGCUCUUGUACAUAGUGAGCCAUCAAAAAGCUUUGCUUAGAGUCUGUUAUGUGACAGUCACAAAGCAGAAGAGAAUGGUUGGUUUGGUUUUUAACCUGCUUGGAGAAGACCUUCUUUCUCUCAGCAUCCAGAUUUUAUCUGUGUGUCUUAAAAAUGUACGCCGUUGGAUCACCAUGGGAAGUAGACAGCUCUGCACACACAGGAUUUGCCCCAGGGAAUUGUGGUUUACACUAUCAACUUGGAAUCUCGCUAUUUACUUAUACAAGGAGUUCCUGCAUUAGGUGUUAUGAAGGAGUUAGUUGAACAAUUUGCAUUAUAUGGUGCCAUUGAGGAAUACCAUGCUCUAGAUGAAUAUCCAGCAGAGCAGUUUACUGAAGUGUACCUUGUAAAAUUCAAAAAACUGCAGUGUGCAAGGGUGGCAAAGAAAAAAAUGGAUGAACGAAGUUUCUUUGGUAGUUUGCUGCAUGUGUGCUAUGCUCCAGAAUUUGAAACAGUCCAAGAAACUAGAGAGAAGUUACAGGACAGAAGAAAGUAUAUAGCAAAAGCAACAAAUCAAAGAGAUUGCUUUGUGUUAAAGAAAGUAGAAGGCCCUAAGAAGACAGCCUCAAAGAACUCUGAGCAUGACUGUUCAUGGAGUACAUCGGGAUCAAGUAUAGCCAUGAACUGGGAUCCAUCCUGCUUUGCAAGUUCUCCUGGGGUAUCCCACAACACAGCAUAUCCAUCUGGGAAUCAGAAUCAGAGCCUGUUAACAUCUCCACACUAUGAUAACAAUUGUACUGAAAUUUCUGGGUACUUUGGUCAAAACACAUCUUUAACUCCAAGUGUACAUCCAGGAGUGUACACUCCACCAGCUUCCUUAAUGCAGCAAAGAAUGGUUCCAGCUUGCAAUGGAAUUGAUAGGUUUAUGCCACGUACAACUCACCUACAAGAACGUAAGAGGAAGAGAGAAGAAGGAAACAAGUUUUCCCUCAUUGGAACAAGUGAGGACAAUACUGAAGUUGUUAUUGGUCCACAACUACCAGAAAUACCUAAAGUGGAUAUGGAUGAUGAGUCUUUGAAUACUUCAGCUACAUUAAUUCGAAAUAAACUGAAAGAGGUAGCAGAUUCUGUUUCAACGUCUGUGGAAAAACCAGAGAGCAGCUCAGCCAAACCAGUUGUAAAGCAGAGAAGAAGAAUAUAGAUACUGCUGGCAGUAUCUUCCAACAGUCCUUUUGUAAAGAAUAUAGUUUAAAAUAUGUAUUUUUUAAUGUAAAAAAUAAAACUUUCUUUAUACUGUA